AUGCUGCAGAUGAAUCUCAAUCAUUACAAGUGUACACCCUUGCAUGAAGGGAGUUUGACAAAGCAGCUACGUGUGGCAUGGUCACACUUCCGUGACCAUCCCAUUCCCUUCCACCACCACCACCACCACCCUUCACCACUCCCCUCCAAUGCCGCCAACGCCAACGCCGCCAACGCCAACGCCAAUGCCGCCAAUGCCAACGCUGCCCACGCCAACGCCAACGCCGCCCACGCCAAUGACGCCCGCACCCACGCCAACGACGCUCAUGCCCACGCCAACGACGCCCACGCCAACGUGGAAGGACAGGCCAAGAACGAGGGACGGCGCCCAUGA
Molecule: messenger RNA, 333 nt
Organism: Laccaria bicolor S238N-H82
Lineage: Eukaryota; Fungi; Basidiomycota; Agaricomycetes; Agaricales; Hydnangiaceae
Exons: 3
Coding region: 1-333 (110 amino acids)
Source: RefSeq, a predicted model, not a curated record